AUUUAAUCGAUCAAUGGGAACAGAAAGUUCUUUCUUAUGUGGAGUAUUUCAAAGAUAAUGACAAAUAUGGAGUAGAUGAAAGCUUACGUGUUAAGAAUUCCGAUGGUGCCACUAGAUCCAAGUUUUUAGUUCAUUUUAGUAAACAGCUUUUAAAACAUGGCACAAAUAAGACCCUUAAACGAAACUUUGCAAAAAGCAGCUGUCGAACAAUUGGGUGAAGAUCCUAAACGUCUAGUGGAAGAUUUGGAGGCCCUUAAGACAUGGAUAAAACAACAACCUCAUCUCAAAGCCAAUACUGAUGAUCAGUUUUUAAUAGCUUUCCUAAGAGGCUGUAAAUAUAGUUUGGAAAAGGCUAAAUCAAAAAUAGAUAAAUUCUUUACCUUAAAAACAAAAUUUCCCGAAAUGUUUGGUGUUACGGAUAUAGAUAGUCCUAGAUUUAAGGAAAUCUUUAAAAUGGGUAUGUGGAUGUAUUUACCCACUCCCCUCAAUGAGACUGGACCGCGUAUAUGUAUCAUGCGCAGUGGUUUAUAUCCAGCCGAUAAGUACUCGGUGGAAGAAAUCAUGGGUGUAGCAAAUGCUGUGCAAGAAGUCUUAAUGCUAGACGAUGAUUAUGCCAAUGUUAACGGUGUGGUAUUUAUUGGAGAUUUUGAAAAAGCCACCAUGGCUCAUAUGUUUCAAAUGACUCCGGGCGUAAUGAAAAAAAUGACUGUGUUUUCCGAAGAAGCCAUUCCUUUAAGACCGAAAUCUUCACAUUUCUUUAAUACACCCGCAGGUUUUGAUACAGUAUUCAAUAUGGUCAAACCCAUGUUGUCACAGAAACAACAAAAUCGGUUAUAUGUCCAUGGCAAUAAAUUGGAUUCUUUAAUCCAACAAAUUCCCUUAAAAUAUUUACCCAAAGAAUAUGGCGGUGAAAAUGGUUCUUUUGAUGAAAUCACUGCCGUUUGGGAAAAGAAAUUGGAGGAUUAUAGAGAUUAUUUUAAGAAGAAUGCUGAAUAUGGUACCGAUGAGAAAUUACGACCUGGCAAAGCUAUCGAUUUUGAUAGUAUGUUUGGCAUAGAGGGUUCUUUUAGGAAAUUAAAUGUGGAUUAAGAUUAAGGCAAUAAAAUAUUACAUUUUUAUAAUUUUUUUUUACAUUAAUAGUAAUAUUUACUGUUUAUUACAGUUGCAACAAAUU
Lucilia cuprina (Australian sheep blowfly) is the source of this 1174-nucleotide messenger RNA. RefSeq names its product alpha-tocopherol transfer protein-like. Gene Ontology annotation, cellular component: membrane. The transcript has 4 exons. The record is from RefSeq and is a predicted model, not a curated record. NCBI's taxonomy places the organism in Eukaryota, Metazoa, Arthropoda, Insecta, Diptera, Calliphoridae. The coding region runs from base 157 to 1089 and encodes 310 amino acids. Gene Ontology annotation, molecular function: phosphatidylinositol bisphosphate binding.